Molecule: messenger RNA, 1505 nt
Organism: Chaetomium fimeti
Lineage: Eukaryota; Fungi; Ascomycota; Sordariomycetes; Sordariales; Chaetomiaceae
Exons: 2
Coding region: 172-1413 (413 amino acids)
Source: RefSeq, a predicted model, not a curated record
CACUCUUAUUGGUACGUUUCACAGCCACUCGGAGCACACGUGCGUCUUGUUCUCAGCCUGAACGACGCGGGUAUCGACAUGUCUUGGGGGGCAAGAUUGUUUUCGAUGGGCAUCCCAUGAUUUCGGACGGUCAACUUGAAAAAAGCGAAUCACCGGAACUCGGACUCCAAGAUGGCGUUUCCUCUCCAAGACGUAACCGUUCCCGAACUCAAAGAGCUGUGUCAGGCAAUGUGGGACUGGAAGCUGUGUGGGAAUUGCCAACAAGACAUCAAAGAAAGAAGCUGUCCGCCACGGCGCUGCUCGGGGGUCGACAAUUGUCCCUGGGGCCAGAGAAGUGAACGACUAGGCCCCUUCUUCGACUUCUACCGAGGGGUGACUGGCUCAUACGUCCCGGAUUUCUUUGGUGAGGAGGACCAAGCUCUCCGAGGCCAUCGGGAUCUCUUCGACAUUAUCCGGCUUACCAGGCGAUGCGGUUUCACGGUUCUUCGGACUCUCUGUAUGCACCAGUAUUUCGCUACUCGUCUCGGGGAUGUCGAUAGCCAGACGAUGGUGCCCGAGAGCGACCAAGGCCGCGCAUUCGAUCUGGCGGCACGAGUCUUAACCAUGACGAACCUCGACAGUGCCGACAGUCAAGGCUUUCUCAACCAAACAGGUGGCGGGGACGAGGAAGGCAUCGGUUUCUCGCCACCAGCAGUCCGAGGCUCCAUUGCAUGCUUGCAAAUUGCUUUGGCGGAGAUCUUCCCCUCUCGAAUCCAUCCCAGUUUGCAAGCUGGCGAUCCCCAGGCAACGGUAAUCAAGAACGGCCUAACGGCAGAGAUGUUGAGGAGGGUUGCUGGGAUCAGGAUAGAGCGUACCGAUAACUUGCGGGACCACCUGAGGCUGGAUUCAACGGCUGGGGUAGUGCAGGUAUUUCAUCUAACUAGUGUUCUAAGGGAACAUCUCUUAGCGACAAAGCCCACCGGAAGCGAUGAAGACAGUAGUUAUGAAACUCUUCCUUGUCUUCCACGCGAACUCGCACUGGAGACCCUCUACACGAUUCAGCUUAUCUUCCCGCCGGGCGGCAACUCCCAAGCAAUGCUACGCACUCUAGUGAGCAAACAGGGCUUCGACCCGGACUCGCUCCGGUUUGGAACUGCCUUAUUCGAGUUGAGCCGGCACGAAAGGGAGAGGGCCUUGUGCUUCCCCGUCUGGGGGACGCGUCUGAUGGACCUGUACGAUGAGAUCGAGAACCCAAAACCGCGCGGUAGGCUGGAUGUCUGGCUUGAGCGGAGGAGCAAGUCACGACAUAUCAUGCUCGCGACCGCGGUGGGCAUAUUUACUGCCGUGAUUCUUGGGUUGCUGAGUCUGUGUGUAAGCAUCUUCCAGACUUGGAUUGCGUGGCAGGAGUGGAAAGAAUCGGCCGCUGGUCGGUGAUUGAACUUCUUCAACAAUCUUGUGUACAUAAACAAACGAUUAUCUACAAGCAAUUACGGCGGCGCUGCAGGGCGACCUCAACUUCGGCUGAA